Molecule: messenger RNA, 3226 nt
Organism: Calidris pugnax (ruff)
Lineage: Eukaryota; Metazoa; Chordata; Aves; Charadriiformes; Scolopacidae
Gene: POC1B
Product: POC1 centriolar protein B
Exons: 12
Coding region: 124-1530 (468 amino acids)
Biological process (GO): cilium assembly
Cellular component (GO): centriole; ciliary basal body
Molecular function (GO): protein binding
Source: RefSeq, a predicted model, not a curated record
GCAAGGCUCGCCGCUAGAUGAAUUCGGGGCUCGGCCGGCCGCGCCUGGAGCGCGGGGGGUUUGAGGAGCUGCUGCCGCGCCGCUCUGGUAGCGGCCGUUGCUGUGGCGCCCCCCGCUCCGCCCAUGGCCUCCCCGCUGCAGGACCCCGUCUUGAUCCGGACUCUCCGGGGCCACGGAGCGGCGGUGACCGGCGUCGCCUUCAAGGCGGACGGCGCGGGGCUGGCUACCUCCUCUUUGGAUAGAUUUCUUAUGGUGUGGAAGCUGAAGACACAAUGCAGAGCUUACAAAUUUAUAGGCCACGCAGAAGCAGUGACCAGUGUACAGUUCUCACCAGAUGGGCAGCUCCUCGCUUCAGCUUCUCAAGAUCGUACAGUCAGACUAUGGAUUCCCUGCAUUCAUGGAGAAUCAUCAGUAGUGAAAGGUCAUACAGCAUCUGUUCGUAGCGUGAACUUCUCACAUGAUGGCCACUUUCUAGUUUCAGCAUCCAAUGAUAAAUCAAUAAAAAUAUGGAGUGUUCGCCGUCAGAGCCUUUUGUAUUCCCUAUUCCAACACACUCACUGGGUUCGCUGUGCCAAAUUUUCACCUGAUGGAAGACUAAUAGCAUCUUGCAGUGAGGAUAAAUCUGUUAAGAUCUGGGAUACAAGAAAUAAAACUUGUAUUGAUAGCUUCUUAGAUUAUGGAGGAUUUGUGAAUUUUGUGGAUUUCAACCCAAGUGGUACAUGUAUAGCUUCUGCAGGUUCCAAUCAUACAGUGAAACUAUGGGAUAUUCGAAUGAACAAGCUACUGCAGCAUUACAAAGUUCACAGAGCAGGGGUUAAUUGUGUAUCGUUCCAUCCUUCUGGUAACUAUCUCAUCACUGCUUCUACUGAUGGUACCCUUAAGAUUUUGGAUCUCUUAGAAGGAAGACUUAUUUACACUCUUCAUGGACACAAGGGACCUGUACUUUCUGUGGCUUUUUCCAAAGGUGGUGAAAAAUUUGCCUCAGGUGGAGCAGAUUCUCAGGUAUUACUAUGGAAAACCAACUUUGAUUCAUUUGAUUAUAAAGAAGUACUUAAACACCAUAUCAGAAGAACACAUAUUGAUGAUCCUCCUCAUCUUCUUGAUAUUUACCCAAGGUCACCUCAUCUCCAUGAUGAAAAACUUCAGUCAGUUGAGGUCAACCCUAGCUUUGGUGUGACUAAUACACAAACACUUGACCCACCUGUCAUAGAGAUUAGUUCCUCUUCAACUUUCAGUACUCCGGGUGACGUCAGCAGUGAAGAUGUGCGGUAUCCCCCUGCUUCGGGCUUGGCAGCAAGUUCAAAAAGGGAGCCGGAGGCUGAGGGCGAAUCAGCUGUGCAUAAUGUGGACAAGCAAGCAGGCAUCUCCCCCUCCCUGGGCAGUGCUUUAGAGCACAUUGUGGAGCAGCUGGAUGUUUUAACUCUAACUAUUUCAAUCCUGGAACAACGUCUGACUUUGACUGAAGAUAAAUUGAAAGAAUGCUUAGAAAAUCAGCAAAAAAUGUUACUUGAGGGAAGACAGGAAGAAUAAAAGAUGAAAAUGAACUGUAUUGAUGAAUAUGUUUCAUAUAUUCACACGGACAUAACAAAAAUGUUACUUCACUGGAUUUUGAUAUAAGAAAAAAAAAAGCAUCCUCUUUUUCUAACAAGUCAAUGUAAUAAAAACUGAAGAAAAAUUGUACAACACGCCUAGACAGCGGUAGCAAGCAGAUAUUCUGGUUAUAUAUUUAAGAAAAUGUAGCACAGACAAGACUAAUAUUUUUCUAAAAUCAUUCCCAUUGACCAGUACAGGACCCUUAUUUCAACCUAAUAAGUUCUUUGAAUACAACUAAGCAACAAACUACAUAUUUUUAGGCAAAUAGCGGUUAUUACCGAAGUGCACUAUGUCAUUUUUUUAAUUUGAGUAAUGAUUGUGAAAAUAAUACUCUUUGUGCUAAGGCAAUUACUGAAGCACUUAAAUGAAAUAAGACCUAAUUAGUCCUAACUCCAAAAAUGCCAGAGGUUCUCUUUGUCCCUUACAUACUCUCAAAUAUUUUUACCAAAAAGUAGCGACGUUUACUCCUGUAAACAAUUUAGUGGAUUGCAAGAAGAUGUGGUGUAAAAACUCUUAGUUACAAAUAUGAAAAUGAAGUCAUUUAAACUUUGAAACCAUAAUUGCAUCUAUGUAAAUUCAACUGCAGGACUGAUGCAGCCCAGUACUUCUGUUUAUCUCAUCCCCAUCAAAAUUCAUUUCUCGUAUUUAGAAAAAUAAAAACCAGCUUCAUACUUCUGAAGAAUAUAUUUCAACCAAACACAAAAUGAUGUGAAAUCUGUAUCACAAAUACAAAAGAUUCUCAUCCUCCAAGGACUUCCACAGGCGCUCAAGCUUUGUGUGCUUUGAAAGUCCCCCAUCAGUUAAUGUGUUACAAAUGAAGCUGUAAAUCAGGAAAGACUUUGCCAUGUAUGAUGAUUUUGGUUUCAUUUUUAAUAAAAAUGCAAUUUUUAGAUGAUUGCAUGUCUUUUUUUUUUUUAAUAGAAAACUUCUUUGCUGCUUUAUAUCUGCCUACUAUUUUUUUAAAUGGCAAUUGCAGAACACCUAUUAUAAAGCCAAAAUCAAAAUGAGGUAGUCAUCCAUUUCUGCAACUUCACAUUUUAUAUGUUGAACAAUAGGACACAUGAAAUGUGAAAUUCUGCAAGUGACUGUAUAUAGAUAAAGCCCAUUUCCCAGGCUGAACCUCAUUAACAUCAACAGAGUUCAGCUUAAGUACAGAAGCUCACGGUGCAAAUACUAUUGCCGUUUGAGCCAAAGCAAUGAGCAGUCAAAUUUUCUUUCAUAACUCUUUAUUUUCCCUCAAAGUAAUCACCCUCAGAGCCGGACACCACCUCACUUGCUUGGUAAACUCUGAAUUUUACCAAUAAUUACUACAUGUUUUCAGGUCAAUCUUUAGUACUGUUUAUCGCAAAGAAACCGUCUCUUACAAAGAUUUUUAGAUGCAACUAUUUCUAUGCAACUUCCUAGCACAGAUCUUUUUUGGUGAAAGGAUGAUCUUACAUAUUCCAAUGAAGACAGCCUGACCUUUGAUUAUGCAAUUGUUUAUAAUGCUAUAUAAUGCAUAGCUAUGUAAAUACUGUCUUUUAGGUCAGAUGUACUUUGCUUUAUGCUUUUGCAAAUACUCUUGUGGGCUUUGUAUUUUCUUGGCUGCAUUAGAAGAUGCAAAACAAUGUAGCUAUUAAAAUCCUUUGCUUGA